Protobothrops mucrosquamatus (brown spotted pit viper) is the source of this 939-nucleotide messenger RNA. It is a transcript of the gene THOC7, whose product is annotated as THO complex 7. The record is from RefSeq and is a predicted model, not a curated record. Lineage: Eukaryota; Metazoa; Chordata; Lepidosauria; Squamata; Viperidae. The transcript is spliced from 9 exons. The coding region runs from base 37 to 651 and encodes 204 amino acids. Gene Ontology annotation, cellular component: THO complex part of transcription export complex. Gene Ontology annotation, biological process: mRNA processing; mRNA export from nucleus.
GCAGCAGCAACCGCCGCCGCCGCCUCCGCCGCUGCCAUGGGAGCUGUAACCGACGAUGAAGUUAUUCGCAAGCGACUUUUGAUUGAUGGAGAUGGUGCAGGGGAUGACAGACGGAUUAAUUUGUUGGUGAAGAGUUUCAUCAAGUGGUGCCAUUCUGGAUCUCAAGAAGAAGGCUAUACUCAGUAUCAGCGCAUGCUCAGCACUCUUUCACAAUGUGAAUUUUCAAUGGGAAAAACUCUACUAGUAUACGACAUGAAUCUCAGAGAAAUGGAGAACUAUGAAAAAAUCUACAAAGAUAUAGAAAACAGCAUAGCUGCAGCUCAUGAAAAAAUUGCUGAGUGCAAAAAGCAAAUUCUUCAAGCGAAAAGGAUACGAAAAAACCGCCAAGAAUAUGAUAGCUUGGCUAAGUUAAUACAGAAACAUCCAGAUAGACAUGAAACAUUGAAGCAGUUGGAAGCUCUGGGGAAAGAACUGCAGCAUCUGUCUCAUAUCAAAGAAAGUGUUGAAGACAAACUGGAGUUGAGACGAAAGCAAUUUCACGUUCUUCUGAGCACCAUCCACGAGCUUCAGCAGACACUGGAAAAUGAUGAGAAGCUUUCAGAAGCUGAAGAAUCAUCAGAUGCUCCAAUGGAAGCAGAAGAUAAACAAUAGAUGUGUAUAGCUCAGAAAUCUGUGUGAUCUGUAUUAAGGAACAGAGGCUUGAACCACGACCACUGCCAUCCCCAGGACCAUUGAUACCACCAAAAUAAAUCCUCCUGUGGAUUGAAGGAUUUUCAGUUGCAAGUCUGAGAAUCAAUUGGCUGGGCUAAGUAGAAUGACCAAACUGCAGCAUUCUAAAUGCCGGCGUGUGCCAUCCCAACUAUAGGUCAAGAAUUAAGAUUUCCAUGUAUUGUCAGUUCAAAUUACUGUAUAUUAUAAAUGGACGGGCAUUUGUGAUGA